Molecule: messenger RNA, 2143 nt
Organism: Elgaria multicarinata webbii
Lineage: Eukaryota; Metazoa; Chordata; Lepidosauria; Squamata; Anguidae
Gene: SHC3
Product: SHC adaptor protein 3
Exons: 12
Coding region: 85-1965 (626 amino acids)
Biological process (GO): intracellular signal transduction; cell surface receptor protein tyrosine kinase signaling pathway
Cellular component (GO): plasma membrane
Molecular function (GO): receptor tyrosine kinase binding
Source: RefSeq, a predicted model, not a curated record
CUAUGAUAUUCUGAAUCGCUUGCUAUGUUAGCACAGGAGUAUCCUGAUUUGCCAGAACAUAUGCAAGGUUCCAGAUAGAAGGGCAUGCGUCAACGUACCAAGUAUAACCGCUUCAGGAAUGAUUCGGUGACAUCGGUUGAUGAUCUGAUCCAUAAUUUUUCCAUGAACAACAAGGUCUCAUCAAUUGGUACAACUCCAACGCCAUCACCGUACCUGGUCUCGCCCGAGAUUCUUCAGAAGGACCAAGAUGGACCCACCACCCUUUGCACUCUCAUGCAUAAAGUGUCCCACUUGAAACUUUCCCACCCAGGCAGCCUUUUGGCGAUCAAGAACCUCUCCUCUGCAGUGAAGGAGCUUGCUGUCUCCAAGUUGCAGGGGAGCUCAGCAGCAGAGGCUUCAGACAACAUAUGUAACCUUGUCUCUGCCACUCCGUCUUCUCAGCAGGACAAGAGCAAGAUGAACACAGGCAAAAAAACAUGGUCGGAGGAAAUGCACCUGGGAGGGGAAGACUGGAAUCAAGGUAACAGUAUUGCCAACAAAGUCUCCCAAGGGUGGCUGCAUUCAAAUGAGAAGAUCUUGGGACCUGGAGUGACGUACAUUGUGAAGUACUUAGGAUGUAUAGAGGUCUUACGCUCCAUGAGAUCCCUUGACUUCAACACUAGAACACAGAUUACAAGGGAAGCAAUCAGCCUUGUUUGUGAAGUGGUGCCAGGAGCCAAAGGAGCCUUUAAAAAAAGAAAGCCACCAAGUAAAGCUCUUUCUAGUAUCUUGGGGAAGAGCAAUCUCCAGUUUGCAGGAAUGAAUAUAACCCUGAAUAUAUCCACCACCAGCUUAAACUUGAUGACUCCUGAUUCCAAACAGAUUAUAGCAAAUCAUCAUAUGCAGUCUAUUUCCUUUGCAUCCGGAGUAGAUGUGGAUACAACAGAUUAUGUUGCAUAUGUAGCUAAGGACCCUGUAAAUCGUAGAGCAUGUCAUAUCCUGGAAUGCUGUGACGGCCUGGCCCAGGAUAUUAUCAGCACCAUAGGACAAGCAUUUGAGCUCCGCUUUAAGCAAUACCUGCAGUGCCCUUCUAAGAUUCCUGCUCUUCAUGAUAGGAUGCAAAGUCUGGAUGAACUUUGGAUGGAAGAAGAUGGUGAGGCAGCAGAACAUCCCUAUUACAACAGCAUUCCGAACAAAAUACCUCCCACUGGGGGUCUUGUUGAUACAAGACUCAAAGCCAAGCUCCCCUCCAUUUCAGAUUCAGCUCAGUCCGCAUCAGCAAUGGGAAGAGAGCAAACAUACUACCAGAGCCAGCACAUAAGAGACCUAUUUGAUGAAGACUGGCAACAGGGACCUAGUAGGCAAGGGUCUUUGGACAUCUACAGCAUGCCAGAAGGAAAGUCUAAUGUAACCCCACCAGGAGAAGUGCCGACUUAUGUGAAUACACAACAUAUAAAUAUGGAAACUCUGCAGGCUCUUCAGGCAGAUGCUGAAAACCUGUUCACUGGAACAAUAGAAAGUACCAAAGACAGCAGCCCAGAAAAAGAUCUUUUUGACAUGAGCCCAUUUGAAGAUGCUCUCAAGAACCAAAUGCCAGGGCCCGUUUUGAACAAGGCUACCUCAGUUGAAUGUACCAGUCCUCUUCUGUCCAGAGCAGCUGGUGUGGCAGUAGCUGCAGAACUGAGCACAGAGCCCUGGUAUCAAGGGGAAAUGACCAGGAAAGAAGCAGAACAACUUUUAAAGAAAUGUGGAGACUUCCUUGUGAGGAAAAGUACCUCCAACCCAGGCUCCUAUGUCCUGACUGGUCUACACAAUGGACAAGCCAAACAUCUCCUCUUGGUGGAUCCUGAAGGAACUGUUCGUACAAAGGACCGCGUAUUUGACAGCAUUAGCCACCUCAUCAACCACCACCUUGAGAACAAUUUGCCAAUUGUCUCUUCUGGGAGUGAACUCUGCCUCCAUCAGCCAGCAGAGAAAAAACAGUGAUGCCUCUCCUCCUCCUCCCACAAUGAAACAUGCAACUGUUGUCUCUCAUGAGCAACAACCAGAAAGGAAUGGCAAAUCUAUGUCCAGAGAAAUAGAAUAUCAUGUAUUACACUUACCGUAGGUUACAGAAAUGCCAUUCCAUGUGGUACCAAGAGAAAGAAAAUUAUUCUGGCUCUCU